CGGAAGAAUGCUGUUCAUUGCCUGGAUUCUGAGUUCAAUGUUUAUUCAUGCAGAUUUGCAUGUUUAAUUAUCGAAUGUUCCCGCCAAAUAGCUGCCAAAAAUGGGAAGGUAAUCCGAGGUACCAAGAUGGCUGCUACUGCGACGACGGAGAACCCAAACUUUGGUAUUCGUAUAUACCCGCAAGGCUGUUUAGAAAGACCACGAUGACAAUUCGCUUUAUUUACGAUGGACGAACUUUCAAACAGCAAAGACGGUUCCCAUACAGAGCUAAUGAUACGCUGUUCGUCAAGGACCUAAUUGACCGCGGCCACAUAACUCGACCCAAUCACAAGUCUACUAACAGAUCCGCACGCAGGCUGACAAAUCUUCUGCUGGAGUUGAGCUCAGUGGUUCUGGCCUUUGGUACCGUGGCUUCUUUCAUGACUUAGACUCCGAUCCUACUGACCGAUGUCCAGUUGGGUGUGGCCGAUUAAAUAUAUGAACUAGACAUCUCUAUGGCAUCAUAAGAUAGAAUGUCCAAAAGCUCAUGUUUAUUGUUAGAUAAUGUUUAUAAUUAUUUUUUAAUUAUUUUAUCAGUAAAAUUAAGUUUUUCCCAAACAUUAUGUCCAUUUCUUCAACUCCAAACACAAUCUUGGUUAAUAGCAUAAUAAAAC
Molecule: messenger RNA, 653 nt
Organism: Physella acuta
Lineage: Eukaryota; Metazoa; Mollusca; Gastropoda; Physidae
Source: RefSeq, a predicted model, not a curated record